AUGUCUCUGCCUGAGGGUGCAGGGGAUCGUGGGAAAGAAAGAGAGCGCGGCGCCCGUCCUAAAGUGCGUCAGAGCCGCUCUGAGGAGCGAAGAGAUGGUGGGAGGAGGAAGGGAGGGAGGGGCAAGAAGAAAAGCCACCCGUCACAUGACCUGGGCUCCGAGCGGCCCGUGAGCGAUGGGUUUGAGUACGGCGAUUUAUUGAGCAGUCUGCACGAACCCGGCGAGGGCGUCUCGUCCUCUCCAGGGAGGGAACACCGGAGACGCCACAUCCUCGGGUCGUCUGGAUCUCUGUUAUCCGAGAGGGUUUCCGCAAAACUGUCGCUCGGUUCCACCACCACUGAUGUCGACUCUGACACGGACAGCAAGUCUUCCGGAAGCAGCCGAACGCUUCGCCAGAAGAUCCAGGAUGCAGUGGGACAGUGUUUCCCCAUCAAGAGUCAGAGUCAGGGUUUGUCCCACUCCCCAUCGCCAGCUUCCACAAGUUCCUCGAGGCGGAAGAUCCAUCUGAGCGAGCUCAUGCUAGACAGCUGUCCAUUCCCGGCCGGUUCUGAUCUGGCCCAGAAGUGGUACCUCAUCAAGCAACACACUGCGCCCAUUUCUCAAGCGCCCGUCCUGGAUUCCUUGAGUGGAGCGACGGCUUCUGCGGCGGUCACUGUUGGUACACCUGUCGAAGAUGAGGAAGACCGCUUACGGGAGAGACGAAGAAUUAGCAUCGAGCAGGGCGUAGAGCCGCCACCCAAUGCCCAGAUCCACACCUUCGAAGUGACCGCUCAAAUCAACCCUCUGUAUAAACUCGGACCCAAACUUGCACACGGGAUGAAUGAGUUAGCUGGAGAUGAGCGUGCAACGCUGCAUCAGCUUCUCCUGCAGAGCUGCUUGGACACUUUGGAUGAGGUUGCAGCAUCAACAGCGGCAACAACGUUGGCUGAUUUGGACUUGGGCGCCAGUGCUGCGUCUCCAUCAUCCCGUUCUCUAACAGGUGCGACUCUAGUUCAAGCGGACAGUCCCAAAUCGCAAGAUGCAGAGCAUCGCAUACAUACCCAAAUUGAUUACAUCCACUGCCUAGUGCCCGACCUGCUCCAAAUCACCAACCUGCCCUGUUACUGGGGCGUCAUGGAUCGGUACCAAGCGGAGACGCUUCUGGAAGGUAAACCUGAAGGCACGUUCCUACUGCGCGACUCUGCUCAGGAAGACUACCUCUUCUCUGUGAGCUUCCGCCGGUACGGUCGCUCGCUCCACGCUCGCAUCGAACAGUGGAAUCACAACUUCAGCUUCGACGUGCACGACCCGAGUGUGUUCCACGCACCCACUGUUACCGGGCUUCUCGAGCACUACAAGGAUCCAAACUCCUGCAUGUUCUUCGAGCCGUUGCUGUCCAACCCGAUCCACCGGACACAUCCGUUCAGUCUGCAGAACAUCUGUCGUGCCGUCAUCAGCAGCUGCACCACGUACGACGGCAUCAAUGUUCUGCCGCUCCCCAACGCACUGAAGGAGCACCUGAAAGAAUACCACUACAAGCAGCGUGUGCGCAUACGCAGACUCGACACGUGGUGGGAGUGA
Myxocyprinus asiaticus (Chinese sucker) is the source of this 1560-nucleotide messenger RNA. RefSeq names its product suppressor of cytokine signaling 9 (gene socs9). NCBI's taxonomy places the organism in Eukaryota, Metazoa, Chordata, Actinopteri, Cypriniformes, Catostomidae. Bases 1 to 1560 code for a protein of 519 amino acids. The transcript has a single exon. The record is from RefSeq and is a predicted model, not a curated record. Gene Ontology annotation, cellular component: phosphatidylinositol 3-kinase complex. Gene Ontology annotation, molecular function: 1-phosphatidylinositol-3-kinase regulator activity. Gene Ontology annotation, biological process: phosphatidylinositol phosphate biosynthetic process; intracellular signal transduction.